This is a messenger RNA of Ostreococcus tauri, 1362 nucleotides long. RefSeq names its product Asparagine-linked glycosylation protein 1-like. The coding region runs from base 1 to 1362 and encodes 453 amino acids. The transcript has a single exon. Gene Ontology annotation, molecular function: mannosyltransferase activity. The record is from RefSeq and is a predicted model, not a curated record. NCBI's taxonomy places the organism in Eukaryota, Viridiplantae, Chlorophyta, Mamiellophyceae, Mamiellales, Bathycoccaceae. Gene Ontology annotation, cellular component: endoplasmic reticulum.
AUGGACCUCAACUCGAGCGUCGAGCGACACUCGCCCAACCCACCGUCACGCAUCGCUGUGGUCGUGCUCGGCGACUUUGGGCAUUCGCCGCGCAUGCAGUACCACGCACUCUCGCUCGCGAACGCUGGUCACGCCGUCGACGUCGUCUCCUACGCCGAGAGCUCGCUACCGAUGUGGGAGAUUUCGGAACAUGGGUUGAUCGCGCUUCGAGCGGUCACGAGAGGACAUUUUGCGUUCGCGGCGAAAUGGCCGGCGGCGUGUCGGUUGCUCGUGCGAGCGAUCGCGCAAUUCAUUCACCUGACGUUCAUCUUGUGCACGAUCCAGCGACCGAAGCGGAUGGUCGUGCAAAACCCACCGUGUGUGCCGACAUUUCUGGCGUGCGGGGUGGUGUGUUGGAUGCGUGGGAUUGAGUUAGUAAUCGAUUGGCAUAACUUGGCGUUCACACUCUUUGGGAUGAAAUAUGGAUCGGAGACGAGAGUGGCAAAGAUGUGCGAGCGACAUGAGCGAAAGCAGGGUAAGAGGUGGGCGUCGAAGCACAUGUGCGUGACAGACGCCAUGAGAGAGUUCCUGGAGACGGAGUGGGGGAUGACGAAUGUGAGCGUGGUGAGAGAUCGCGCGGCGGAGCAGUUUCGGAUCGCGGCGCGCACGCGGGCAGACGCGAACAAUCCGAUGUGGUUUUGGAAGCAAACUAGAGUCCAGGAGGAGCUGGAGAAGUCACGCGUUGCACGCUCUGGGGAUGUACUCGAUCGCUACGUACGAGGUCAUCACGAGAACUUGCACAGGAACAAGCCGCGAAUCGUGGUAAGCUCGACUUCAUGGACGCCAGAUGAAAACUUUGGCAUUUUGCUCGACGCCGCGAUCGCAUACGACGCUCGCAAGCGUACGAGCGGUGGGGUGUCAUCGUAUGAGAGUCCUGAUUUAGUCAUCAUCAUCACUGGCAAGGGGCCGGAGCGGGAGAUGUACGAGCAAAAGAUCAACACUCUCGCACUCAAACACGUGGCAUUUCGCACCGUUUGGCUCGACAUCGCUGAUUACCCGCUCGCGCUCGCGAGUGCGCACCUCGGCGUGUGCCUCCACACUUCGAGUAGUGGAUUAGAUCUACCUAUGAAGGUUUUGGACAUGUUCGGCGCCUCACUUCCCGUCGCCGCGGUUCGAUAUGAAGUAGUCAAAGAACUCAUUGAGGAUGGCGUGAACGGCGUGCUUUUUAGCGACGCCGAGGAGCUCUGCAAACUACUUCAGAAACUUUUGUCGCGCAAGAACAAGUACAUCUUGACCGCUCUGAGAGCGGGCGCGGAGAAAGCAGGUGAGUUGACGUGGAACGAUCAUUGGAACGAGCACGCGAAGCCGCUCUUUAGCGAUUGA